This is a messenger RNA of Staurois parvus, 298 nucleotides long. The record is from the annotation of a GenBank genome assembly. Lineage: Eukaryota; Metazoa; Chordata; Amphibia; Anura; Ranidae.
UUUCAUCUUACCUGUUCCUCGAUCCAGCCGCGCGCUGUCUUCCCGGCUUCUGUAAUGGCGUUUCGGCAUGACAGCCGGGUGCCCAGUGCGCAUGAGCGAGAAGCACUUGCGCUUUGUGAUUGGUCCGGCGGCUUCUGGGAUCGGUCAUGUGUCCCAGGUACCGCCUUACCAUUGACAAAAAAGCACCGCGCAUGCACACUUGGCACCUGGCUGUCAUGCCCAGUGCCCACACUACAGAAGCCGGGAAGACAGCACGCCGCUGGAUAGAGGAACAGGUAAGGUCCCGCUGCAGAGCUGA